AUGCGCGAGCGCAGCGAGUCUCAUAUCAAAACGCUCGAGCAGCACCGAGGCCUCGCGUCACAAAAGCCCGCCCACUACCACCAGGCUGUUCUCUGGCACAACGAGCAACUCCAGUCAGAGAAUAGAGAGCUCCGCCAAGGGUUCAAGGCCGGUGCGAAUAUCAUACAACUUCCAUUC
Messenger RNA from Penicillium arizonense, 177 nucleotides. RefSeq lists its product as uncharacterized. The annotation marks the transcript as partial. NCBI's taxonomy places the organism in Eukaryota, Fungi, Ascomycota, Eurotiomycetes, Eurotiales, Aspergillaceae. The transcript has a single exon. The record is from RefSeq and is a predicted model, not a curated record.